GUUGAUUAUUGAAUUUAUGAAACUGAUGAAAGUUGUUUACAAAUUUGCAUUUAUUUGAAUUGCAGGGAUGAAGUUCAGUUGAAGAAAUUACAAUAUUUCGAAAUGGAUCCUGGAGAUUCAAUAGAGAGCAGUGGUGUAUCAGAUUUAAUAUUGAAAUUAUGCAAUAACUUAGCCAAGAAUGAUCAAGUUUUGACAGCCAAAUUUUGUAAACGAGCUUUCAGCUUUUUGUCUUAUUCAUCGUCUACCGCUCUGAGAACUCCCAGUGCUAGUGAUGAAGCAUAUAUAGUGGCAGAGAUUAGGAAAAAUCUCUCCACACAAUCUAAAGAAAAAAUAGAUAGAUUUGAGGUUUUGUACUCCAAAAUUUGUGAAUCGGGAUUACUGCAAAACAGAUAUGCAAUUUUGCAAUUCUUCUACCAUUUGUCCCAUGAUUCUCAGAAACAAUCUAAAGAUGAAUUAUCCUCUUGGGAUACUGUUUCCAAGGAACUCAUGAAGUUGAGGCCUCAUUUUGGUGUUUCAACUAGUAAUUCUCAAGAUAGUGUUAGACACCUAUUUGAUAGUAGGGAAAAGAGGGCCAAUAACAAUUCACAUUCCACAGCACUUGCAGCAACAAGGGUACAAUCACAAACUACUACAAUAUCAUCAAUUACUUGGUCGAAGAAUGAUAUCCCCACAUCUUCAAAGUUAUCAAGUUCAACCAUCGUGUCGGAACUCGACAUUCUCCAGGACGUGGUCUACUCGUUCCAAGGCAUCGAAGGAAAAUAUUUGCGCAAAGAGCCUGGCUCCACGGGCUUCUCCAUCGACCCUAAAUCGGGCAAACAGCUCACUCGCAUCCAGCGAGGCGUCCUCGACCGUCUGACCGGCAUCAGCUUCCUGCACAACCAAUUGAAGAGGUACUGCGAGGACAACGAGAACAGGAGCGGGAUGAUUUGCCAGGCGUUCAUAGCGACCUUAAGCGACGAGCUUUCCGAUUAUUACAAGACGGUCGCUCUGCUUCAAGCCAGCAUGAACAGACAUGGUUCUAUGGAAAAUUCCGAGAUGACCCUCAAGAGGGCAUUAUACAUGAUGCACGAACACCACACCAGAUUCGAAUGGCUCGCCUAUAUUGCUGAACAGUGCAGCGACAAAAAGGGCGGAUCUUUGAUAACGGCCAUCCAUGGUUUCCUUCAGCACGGAUCAAAGUGCGCUCAAGAGGUGUCAGAAAAGGUCCUGAAGGCGGUCUGCAAGCCUCUCUACAUAAUGCUCUCUCGCUGGCUGUUGGAUGGCGAAAUCAACGACCCUUGCAACGAGUUCUUCGUCGAGGCGAAGACAGUCAUCGCUGCCGAGAGGCUGUGGCACGACAAGUACCGCAUCAGGCGGGAAAUGGUACCUUCGUUCGUGACCGUCGGACAGGCCAGGAAGGUGCUGGCCACGGGCAAGAGCAUCAAUUUCCUGCGGCAGAUUUGCAAGGACGGGGGAACGUUGCCGGGCAGGGAGUCGUUGCAGAAGUUGUUCAGGACGACGACUGCUGAUGCACUGUUUGCCCCAGAACGCAGCAUCGAGUUUCACACAACCCUAGAAAACGUUUACCAAGAGACCUCUUUGAGAGUACUAGAUCUGCUAAAGAACAAAUACAAAUUGUACGAACAUUUGCAAUCACUCAGAAGGUAUCUCCUUCUAGGACAGGGUGAUUUUAUCAGACAUCUGCUAGAACUUCUAUCUCCCGAACUGAACAAACCUGCGAAACAAAUCUACAGCCAUACACUUAGUGCCAUUCUAGAAUCCGCCAUUCGUGUAACGAACGCUCAGUACGAAGACGAGGAAACGCUUAGAAGGCUGAAUGUAAGCUUCAUGAGUCACUCGUCUGGUGACACUGGUUGGGACGUUUUCAGUCUAGUUUAUAUCGUUGAUGGACCAAUUGGUACGAUAUUCCAGCAAACAAUGCCAACUUAUCAAAGCCUAUUUGGGGCAUUGUGGAAGGCUAAAAGGACAGAAUAUGUGUUGGCAAAUAUGCGAAGACAGCAGAUUUGUAUGGCCAAGCUGUUCACAAAAAUUAAAGAAUUGAAACCGGUGAUGCACAUCAUCCAUAUCCUGACUUGCAAGAUGAUACAUUUUCUGCGACAAACUCAGUAUUACUUCCUGUUCGAGGUGUUGGAAUGUUCUUGGGCAGAGAUGCAGAACCAAGUGAACAAAGCUGAAUGUCUGGAUGAUGUUAUCAAUGCCCAUAGUUGUUUUUUGAGUUCGAUACAGAGGGGGGUACUGCUCGAUGAAAAUUCAAGGCAACUGUUCUCCCACCUCAUAUCCAUCUACAAUUUCGUUAUGAAUCUGGAGGCGCACCAGGAAGCCCUCUAUCAAGCCUCCGCCGAUGAGUUCGAAGCCCACACCAAGUACCACCAGAAAAUCGACGAAGGAAAAAAUUUCGGCACCAACACGGAAUACCAAGUGGCGCACAAACUACGCCGGGCGACGUUCCAUCAAUUCCUCAACACGACCAAAUUGAAAGUGAAAACUUCCGCGCAAACGUACGACGUCAUCGUGAAAAACUUCCUGGAACUCCUGUCGAAAAGCUCGAACAUGAACUUGAGAUUGCUGAGCGUGCGGCUGAGUUUCAAUAACUUCUAUAACGUUGCAUGACCGCAAAGUGUUCCGUCUGUUUCGGCGGACGAUUCUUCUCAGACCUGUGACCCUAGCUUAAGUCUUCAAUCUCUUCCGCGUAGGUUUAGCGAAAGAUUCCCGCCCGAGGGCUUUAACUGUACGGAUGUCGGCGCAGAUCGGUCCAAUCUUCAAAUAAAACUUGCCAUCUAACCGCCAUCAUCCGGUCAAGAAACCUCGAUCAAGACCAAUAAAAUGAGAAGGUCCAGGGAGAUAUAACCCAUGAAAUAUGGUAAAUAUGGCACUACAGAAUGAGUAGAGUACAGCAAACAUUGACCUCCUCUGUCUGUAAGUUAUUUCCGCUAAUUGAACAACAAGCGUUAUCUAACUAUUUCUCUUAGCUGAAGACACAAAACACGAAAUUUACGAUUU
Molecule: messenger RNA, 3000 nt
Organism: Phaedon cochleariae (mustard beetle)
Lineage: Eukaryota; Metazoa; Arthropoda; Insecta; Coleoptera; Chrysomelidae
Source: the annotation of a GenBank genome assembly